CGCUGGCGGCUAGGCCGGGGCCGAGCGCGCGGCCGGCCAUGGAGGUGGAGGAGGCGUUCCAGGCGGUGGGCGAGAUGGGCAUCUACCAGAUGUACCUGUGCUUCCUGCUGGCGGUGUUGCUGCAGCUCUACGUGGCCACGGAGGCCAUCCUCAUUGCGCUGGUCGGGGCCACACCGUCGUACCACUGGGACCUGGCGGAGCUCCUGCCGAAUCAGAGCCACAGCAACCGGUCGGCUGGUGAGGACCAGGCGCUCGGGGCCUGGCUCCUGACGGCCAACGGCAGCGAGAUGCACAAGCACGUGCACUUCAGCAGCAGCUUCACCUCCAUCGCCUCCGAGUGGUUUUUAAUUGCCAACAGAUCUUACAAAGUGAGUGCAGCAAGCUCUUUUUUCUUCAGUGGUGUGUUUGUGGGAGUUAUCUCUUUUGGUCAGCUCUCAGAUCGGUUCGGAAGGAAAAAAAUCUAUCUCACAGGUUUUGCUCUUGACAUCUUAUUUGCUAUCGCAAAUGGGUUUUCCCCCUCGUAUGAGUUCUUUGCAAUAACUCGCUUCCUGGUGGGCGUGAUGAAUGGAGGGAUGUCGCUGGUGGCCUUUGUCCUGCUGAACGAAUGUGUGGGCACCGCCUACUGGGCACUCGCAGGGUCGAUCGGUGGCCUCUUCUUCGCAGUCGGCAUCGCCCAGUAUGCCCUGUUGGGAUACUUCAUCCGCUCCUGGAGAACCCUAGCCAUUCUGGUUAACCUGCAGGGAACAGUGGUCUUUCUCUUAUCUUUAUUCAUUCCUGAAUCACCUCGUUGGUUAUACUCCCAGGGUCGACUACGUGAGGCUGAAGCUGCCCUGCACCUCAUCGCCAAGAGGAACCGCCAGCUCAAGUGUACCUUCUCACUAACACACCCGGCCAACAGGAGCUGCAAGGAGACGGGAAGUUUCCUGGACCUGUUCCGCUACCGGGUCCUCUUGGGGCAUACUCUGACCCUGAUGUUCAUCUGGUUUGUGUGCAGCUUGGUGUAUUAUGGCCUAACUCUGAGUGCAGGUGAUCUAGGUGGAAAUAUUUAUGCCAACUUGGCCCUGUCUGGCCUCAUAGAGAUUCCAUCUUACCCUAUCUGCAUCUACUUGAUUAACCAAAAAUGGUUUGGUCGGAAGCGGACAUUAGCAGCAUUUCUGUGCCUAGGAGGACUGGCUUGUCUUAUUGUCAUGUUUCUUCCAGAAAAGAAAGACACAGGUGUGUUCGCAGUGGUGAACAGCCAUUCCUUGUCCCUGCUGGGGAAGCUGACCAUCAGCGCUGCCUUCAAUGUCGUGUAUAUCUACACCUCAGAGCUGUACCCCACGGUCAUCAGGAAUGUUGGGCUUGGAACUUGUUCCAUGUUCUCCCGAGUUGGUGGGAUUAUUGCUCCCUUCAUCCCCUCACUGGAAAAGAUGAUCAGAAGGGACAUCCUAACUAGCCGCCGAAUUUGGAAGCCCAAACCGGAAGGUGAUAAAGCUGGGUGGCUCCUGUGCAGGAACUCAGGAAUGAAGUACGUGCAGUGGUCUUUACCCUUCAUUGUCUUUGGAGCCACGGGGCUGACCUCAGGCCUCCUGAGUUUAUUAUUGCCAGAAACCCUUAACAGUCCAUUGCUAGAGACGUUUUCUGACCUUCAGGUGUACUCAUAUCGGAGGCUGGGGGAGGAGACGUUAUCUUUACAGACCUUGGAUCCCCCUCAGUCUGUGGACAAGGAGAGCCCUUUAGGGAGUGAGAGUGAGGAAGAGGAAGAGUUUUAUGAUGCGGAUGAAGAGACACAGAUGAUCAAGUGACGUGCCCCAGAUUCCUCCUCAGACGCAGAGGGUCAUCUUCUCUGCCUCCAACGAGGGCAGGUUCUCCCAGGAAACUGAAGGGAGCUGUGGAAAGAUAGGCUUGAACAAACAUCGAAGGUACUCAGUGUGGCCUGAUGUUUUUUAGGCACCAAGGAAGUUGGAGAAGAGAUUUCAAGAAACAGGAUAUCACUGCAUCAAGUGAAUUGUUGUUAACUGCCCACAAUUCGGGUUUAGCUCAAAAUCAUGACCUCUGGCCAGAUUGCUGAAGUCCACAUGCCAGAGUGGUAAGCUCAUUUGUUUCUAGAAGUUUGAUUACGUUGCCUUUCAACUUCAUUGUGACCUAAAGGCAAAUAUGUAAAAUUUCUUCUCACCAUUAACACGUAAUCUGUCCACCAAAUUUGACAUCUGCCCCUCUCAGUUGCUCCUCACCAGGAAUCUUUUGAGGCAGGUUGGUGUUAGCAUUUCAUUCAUUUUUUGUGCCAGAAGAAAAGCACUGAGAGGUCAUUUGUGUGGCCUGAGGCCCUCCACCUUCAUCCCAACGGAUGAAAUUUGGGCCCCCAGCUUGGUUCCUGGCCCAGUGAUUGGCUUGAGCUCCCUGUCCUGUGCUUUCAGUCAGUCCCACAGAUGACCCGCUAGGAAAAGCCAGCUGUACCAGAGUAAUGUUCAGAGUCUGAGGUGUGGCUGCCUCUCCCUGGCAGCUCCCUUUGAUACUCGAAUUGUGUAAUUUCUUCAGUUCCCACUUGUGUGCGCCUGGAGAAAAAUUUCCAUCUCAGAUUCUAGUACCAGCAAUAACUUCCAAACCAUGCCCAGUAAAUGACGAAGUUUUAUAAAGGGGGAGGGCAGUUAAAAAGUGACAUGUCAAGAUUUUGGAUGUUUAAAAGGAAAAAAAAAAAAAAAAGUGGAUGUUAAAAAGAAAAAAAAAAGUGCUGUUUUUAAUAAGGAAGAAAAGAAAAUUACCUUUCACAAUUUUCUGUUUGUUUUGUUUUCAGUGUUGUGCAAGGAGGGACUUGGGCUACAUUUAAGAACUUGAACUCUUCUAGUCCUAGAUCAGCUCCAGCCUGUUUGGUUAGCUAGAAUGGAAGGCACAGUAAUUUCCUAGUAAAUGUUGGUUUUCAUUAAGUACUGCCAGCUUUCAAAUAAAUCAAAGUCGUACUCAGUUUCCUAAAAUCAUGUGCUGAAAGUGUUUCCCAUGAAACCUGAGUAUUAUCUCAAAUAGGAGUGUUAACCUGGAGUCAACAAGCUUGGACAGUGUUGCUUUAGGUCACUUUCCCAACUGGGAAAAUUUCUGUGUUUUCAGAAUUUCCAUUUCUAUUAAUCCCUUGGAGAAAAAGAAAUUUCACUGGAGAUAAAGAGAAGUCAUCACUGAGUCUGUUUCUGGAAAUCUUGGAGGACUCACCUCGCAUUGGCUCCAGCCCUCUCCUGUCCUCUUCCAUUGACCUCUUGGUUUGCACUAUACCAGCUUGUACCUUUGUUAAAGUAUUUUUAUGUCCUUCAUGCCCUUGAUUAUGUAUUGGGCUCUUUAUAAAUAGGGGCCAUCUCUACUACUGUUUAUUUCUCGCUGCUGUGCCCAGAACACAGUAAGUAUUACUGUUUCUAGCCAUCAGAGAAAUUGUAGAACUCCUCCCAGUAUCAUUUUUGUAAAUCACAGGCAAAUCUGACCAAAACCCCCAAAUUGUGGAAUCUCGCUGUCUUUCUCUGGGAAAUGGAGACCCUGCCCACCAUCAAGAGAGGAAGAAAGGAAGAACUUACAAGGACACUUAGAAGCUCUUCGUCUUGAAGUUAAACGUAAAACAAGAAACUAACACAUAGGUGAUUCUUGGUUGGUUGGAGCCCUCUUUGCAUUAUAAGAGUAAUAAUCCCAUUAUAAAAACAUGUGGAAACUAGAAGUUUAAAAAUGUAUUACUCAUAGGCCCAACACCCAGAGACAACCAGUGUCAUGGCUUUGUUCUCUUUGAAGACCAACUGGGAAUCCAUCUUUCUAUUGGCACUGGGGAUCCCUCUGCCUCUGGCUAGAUAAUUGAGGAUUCCAAUAGUUCCACCCCUGUGUAUUCUCUUUUCCCAGCUCCAGAGUAGAAGAAGGGAGGGAAGGGUACACAGUUUGAACACAUGUUGCUAAGGCCGGGCUAUCAGCUGCUCACGUCAGAUGUGUCACUAAAUUUUGUUUCUUUCUAGAUGGUCUUUUGGCAAAGUUUAAUAAUUACUGUUUUGGGGACUUCCCUGGUGGCACAGUGGUUAAGAAUCCACCUGCCAAUGCAGGGGACAUGGGUUUGAGCCCUCGUCCAGGAAGAUCCCACAUGCCACGGAGCAACUAAGCCCAUGCGCCACAACUACUGAGCCUGCGCUCUAGAGUCCGUGAGCCACAACUACUGAGCCCGCGUGCCACAACUCCUGAAGCCCGUGUGCCUAGAGCCCAUGCUCAGCAACAAGAGAAGCCACCGCAAUGAGAAGCCCGUGCACCACAACGAGGAGUAGCCCCUGCUCGCCGCAACUAGAGAAAGCCUGCGUGCAGCAACAAAAACCCAAUGCAGCCAAAAAUAAAUAAAUUAAUUUAAAAAAAUAAUAAUUACUGUUUUUUCAUCCCUUUGCCUUUUAUAAAAACAGAUUUUUUCCUUUUGCUAUUAACUGUUGAAAAAUAGUGAUUGUAGAGAUGGUGCACAUGAGCAUAUUUGUAUUGAUUAAAUUAUUGGAAAACUCUUAAUUUAUAGGUAACAUAUUUUGUCUGUUCAGGUGAUUUGUAAAAGGUAUCCUUUUAAAUUUUUUAUUGCAUUCAAAAUUAAAUUUCUUUUCUCCUAAAAAGCAGCAAGAAAACCAUAAGACACAUAAGAAAUCCCAGGGCUUCCAGGGUCAAAGGUCUUAUCAACAGCUUGUCCAGAACCCUGGCACCACACGGAUAUGUUGAAAGAAACUGUUUUGUAGUUUCCUGAUUGUUGAGUUAAAACCACUGCCCAUUGAAAAUGCAGUAUUUGUCAUUUGGCUGAUUUCAAGCAAUGUAGACAUUCUUUAGUACUUAAAAA
This is a messenger RNA of Eubalaena glacialis (North Atlantic right whale), 4798 nucleotides long. RefSeq names its product solute carrier family 22 member 15 (gene SLC22A15). The coding region runs from base 39 to 1784 and encodes 581 amino acids. Gene Ontology annotation, molecular function: transmembrane transporter activity. NCBI's taxonomy places the organism in Eukaryota, Metazoa, Chordata, Mammalia, Artiodactyla, Balaenidae. The record is from RefSeq and is a predicted model, not a curated record. The transcript has 13 exons. Gene Ontology annotation, biological process: transmembrane transport. Gene Ontology annotation, cellular component: membrane.